Cydia splendana is the source of this 2404-nucleotide messenger RNA. RefSeq lists its product as uncharacterized. The record is from RefSeq and is a predicted model, not a curated record. NCBI's taxonomy places the organism in Eukaryota, Metazoa, Arthropoda, Insecta, Lepidoptera, Tortricidae. The transcript has 11 exons. The coding region runs from base 131 to 2398 and encodes 755 amino acids.
AAAUCUGUCAUUUUCCAUCUUAUCCGUGUAUGUUUGGUUAACAUUUUAACGUAAAUUAAUUUAUUGUAGUAACUUCUCAUUAAAAUUAUAUUAGUUAAGUUAAACACUUCAUGUCCCUUAUUAGACUGUAAUGGAGUGUAAGGCGAGUGAAAGUAAGAAAUUGGUUCAAGUGUUCGAUGCAACAAAACGUAAGCGUGGAAAAAAGAAAAGGGAAGAAGAGGGCAGGUCCUUAGCGCGUUCCGCUAGUGACUGUACUAAUACAAGCGUAAGUAAAAUAUUAGGCGCCUGGCAAAAUAAGUUGGAUGGUGACGGUACUUUCGAGUCGGUGCCGCAUGAUCAGGGCUCCUUCAUCUACGCCUUCCUAGAAGAAGCUAUUAAAAGGGAUAAGAAGAAGCAACGUCAUGCCCGACGCCAUGAAGACCGCGAACGCGGGAGUCGCGCGCGACCGCCGUCCCCGAGCGAGCGAGAACCUCGGCAACACCGUGACCACCGUGACCGCCGGGAGUAUCGGGACCGGGACCGGGACCGGGACCAUCGCCACCACCGGCGCCGCGACGAGUCACCUCAGGAACCUGACAAGCCCCCAAAAAUUGAGAAUCCAGCGCCAGCUAUUGAUCAAAAUGCUCUGAUUGAAACUUUCGUUAAAUUAUGCACUACGCUAAACACGAAAACCGAAAAACCUUCUAACAAAAAUAUCCAAGGUUCGCUGAGCCACAAGUCACUGCAAUGUGAAGGCGUAUCGAGACCAACCUGUAACGAUGUCGACCACCACCCCGUGAAGUUGACCAGUCAUGAAAAUUCACAAGGCAAUAUCCCCUUGUCAUUAGCCCGAAGUCAGGAGGACUAUAGCGGACGAAUUCGUAGUCGAGACAACGUUGCCACGUCUCGCUCACAGCUAGCACAAGCAAGGGGCAGAAGCUCGUACUGCGUCCCCUAUGACAAAGAAAACGCUAUCGGAGAACAGCAACGGCAUAGAGAACAAUACGCCAGCAAACUUGAUAUCAGCGGAUCAAAGAUGCACACCUUAGCAGACGAUAGACGACGUGAAUAUGCUCCCAAACCUGCUCCCACUAGAAGUGUGCUCAACCAAUCUUACAGGGGUUACAGGGAACACCACCCCAACCGGGAUCCCCUUAGAGAAUGUGACUAUCGUAGAGAUGAUAGAGAAUAUGAUCGCGAUAUAGAACUCAAUAGAGACUACGAUCGAGUUAUCGAACCUAAUAGAGAAAGACCCUAUGAAGAUGAAAAGAAAAGACUCUACAACCAAACCAGCAGGAGCUAUGAUGUCCACCGGGACUCUUACGCGGAGGACGACAGACAACACAGAACAACAAGGAGUGACAAUCCUAGAGAUAGGUGCUAUGACGAAAGGCGAUAUGACGACAGAUACCGAAAGAGGUGCGAAGAAAUGGAAAAACGGGAUAAGUAUUACGAAGACAAGCCGAUUGCUACUCGCGAUCGCAACUACCACAUGUAUAAAGAAAGCAGAGAUCGCCGAAUCAAGAAAAACUUGGAUAGAUUUGAAAGAGCUUCUGUAGCAUCGAGGGACGAGGAAUAUAAAGAAAGGUCUUCUGAAAGAGAAAGGGAUUCUGGCCUUAGUGUUGCGGAUGGUGAGAGUACCGUCAGUGCCCGAAGCAACUACUUAAGAUUAGUAAAGCAAGAAAUUAUAGAGCAAAGGCAAGCCAUGGACAAGAUGAUGAACUUAUGGAAGGAGUUGAUGCGAUGCUUCAAGAGCUAUUCACAAACAUCGGGGGACAAAGCUGCAACUGAAUCGGCGGCGAACAAUGCCCGCGACUCGGCCGCCGCCCAACUCCGGUUGUGGCGCGAGUGCAUGCGCCGCUACGAGACCGUAGCGCGGGACGUCGGCGACACGGACGCGAGGCUCAUACAGACCACGGAGGAGAUCAACAAACAACGGUCGGAGAUGGCAGAGAUGGCCACCAUGUGGCAGGAGUGCUUGCAGCGCUACCGCGAGAUGAGCAAUGACUUCAACAGUCUCAAGCAGAAGCUGGUGACGCCGGCAGCUUCAGGACCCGUGCUGGUGCCUCCGGUGUGCGCAGAUGGCGAGGGCACCGCGUCACCCGGCACCUUCUGCCAGCCCGCAUACCCGCCGCCGAUGCCGGCAGCUGGUUACGUGGGUGGCUCGCCGAUCCGAAUGCGCGCAUCACCGCCCGCGCCUCCUCCCUGGUGGUGGAACGAGUCGGGCCAUGCGCGAGCGCCGCCGGUACGUCGCUUGUCGCCCGACUCGCGCGGCUCCUGCGACCGCGACCGGCACCGGGACCGCGACCGCGAGCGCCAGCGUCGUCGACACAAGGAGCGCGAGCAAGACGAUGCCAAGUACAAGGAUAAGUCCAAACCCAGCGCCGCUCGCUCCGAUCACAGACGCAGAAAAAGAUAACAAACA